AUGCUCUCCAAUAAUAAUAAGCCUUUUGCUGAUGAUGAAGAUCAUGAUGAUCAAGAUGACAAUUCUAGAAGACAAAAUCAACUUCAUCACAGAGAAGAUUUCUUUGAUGAAUUUGGUAAUUAUCGGGGCGCUGAGUUAAGCAGCGAGGAAGAAGAAGAGGAGGAUUUGGAAAAUGGAGGCCGAUCCAUUGUUCCAGUCAAUGAGUCGUCAAUAUCGAGACCAUCAGCUGUUGUACUUCAUGAAGAGAAACAAUAUUAUCCAUCAGCAGAGGAAGUAUAUGGUGAAGAUGUGGAAACAAUGGUUGAAGAUGAAGAUAGGCAACCACUGGAAAAACCAAUCAUCGAGCCUAUCAAAAAGACGGUGUGGAAUUUGGUUGAAAAAGAAUUUAAUUCUCCUCAACCUGUUAAUUUCUCUUGGGAUUACUUGUUAGAAUUGAUGAAAAUUCCUAGUUCGAUUAGAAAUGUUUGCCUUGCUGGACAUUUACACCACGGAAAAACUUCAUUUAUGGAUCAUCUUAUUCGUUUCACACAUACAAACUAUACAAAUUUUUUGGAAAAAGAUUUAAAUUAUACAGAUAUUCGACCUGAUGAGCAUAGAAGAGGACUCAGCUUAAAGUCAUCACCAAUGUCACUCUUAUUAGAAAGUACAAAAUCAAAAUCUUUCCUUAUCAAUAUUAUGGACACCCCUGGCCAUACAAAUUUUUCAGAUGAAGUAAGCGCAUCGAUGAGAAUUUCUGAUGGUGUUGUUCUUGUCGUUGAUGCUCUUGAGGGAGUAAUGUUAAGUACUUCAGAUAUAAUCAAGCAGGCAGUACAAGAAAGAUUACCGAUCGUUCUACUUAUUAACAAGUUGGAUAGAUUAAUUUUAGAGCUAAAGCUACCACCAAAUGACGCCUAUCAUAAGCUAAAGCAUACAAUUUCUGAAAUUAACUCAAUUUUGAAAGAAUCAAUUGAUGAUGAGCUACUAAAGAAAAACUAUGUUAUAAGAGACAAUGCAUCUAACGGUACUACGGACUAUCCAACAACUUUACUUUCUCCAGACAUUGGAAAUGUGUGUUUUGCAAGUUCAAAGACUGGCGUAUGUUUUACAUUGGAAUCUUUUGCCAAAAUUUAUGCAGACAAACGAGGAGGAUUUAGCUACAAAGAUUUUGCGAAACGAUUAUGGGGUGACUUGUAUUUUAACAGAGAGACAAGAACCUUCUCAAAAACUCCAAAUGAUCUCGGAAAGAGAUCUUUUGUUGAGUUUAUACUUGAACCUCUUUAUAAGAUUUAUGCUCAUAUUGUAGGUCAAGAUCCAGAAGAAUUAGACCAUACUCUGAAAAAGAUUCAUAUUAAGCUUACUUCUGAAGAACUCUUGUUGGAUCCAAAUCCACUUAUGAAAGCUACAUUUAGAGCAUUCUUUUCUUCAUCCUCUGGUUUUGUUGACAUGCUAGAAAGAUUUAUUCCAUCACCAAACAGUACUGGAGGAAAUAAGGCAAAAGUGGAACACUUUUAUACAGGAGACUUGAGCACGCACUUUUCCAAAGACAUGAUCAACUGCAAUCCAAAAGGUGACUUAGUAAUUUAUAUCACCAAGCUUUUCCCUAGGCCUGAUUACAGCUCUUUUGAUGCGUUUGGUAGAGUAAUGAGUGGUACCAUUAAGAAAGGCGAUACCGUGAAGGUUCUAGGAGAAGGCUACACACCAACAGAUGAAGAAGACAUGUCCAUUACUGACACAUCCAAUCUUUAUAUUUAUAAUUCUCGAUAUAGGGUCAGUGUUGAUAGUGUUAGCGCUGGUAAUUGGGUAUUAAUAGAAGGCAUUGAUGCAACUAUCAACAAAACUGCAACAAUUUAUAGAUCCACAGCACAUGAAGAUACAUUUAUUUUCAGACCAUUAUCAUUUAUGAACCAAUCUGUUAUCAAAACUGCUGUUGAGCCUUUAAAGCCAUCAGAAUUACCCAAAAUGUUGGAUGGACUUCGAAAAAUUAACAAAACAUUUCCUCUUGUGACCACAAAAGUUGAAGAAAGCGGAGAGCAUAUUUUGCUUGGAACUGGUGAGCUCUAUCUUGAUGUUGUCAUGCAUGAUUUGAGAUUGUUGUAUUCUGGAAUUGAAAUUAAGGUCUCUGAUCCAUCUGUCACUUUUUGUGAAACUGUAGCUGAAACAUCAUCAGUAAGAUGCUCUGCUCAAACACCAAACCAAAAGAAUAAGUUCGUCAUGAUUGCAGAACCUCUCGAAAAAGGUCUUUCGGAAGAUAUUGAAUCAGGAAGAAUCAACCUUGACAAAAUGACUAGUGAAGCAAGAGAAGAAAUUCUUAAAGCUCGUUAUGAUUGGGAUGAAUACACUGCAAGUAGAAUUUGGGCUUUUGGUCCCGAAAACAAUGGACCAAACAUUUUGAUCAAUGAAACUUUUGAGGGAGAAGUGGAUCAAAAACUAUUAGCAUCCGUUAAAGAUUCAAUUGUUCAAGGUUUUCGAUGGAGCACUAAGGAAGGCCCUCUUUGUGACGAACCUAUUCGAAAUGUAAAAUUUAGAUUACUGGAAGCCACUCUAGCUGAAGAUCGAGUUUCUAGAGGAGGUGGACAAAUUAUACCCACAGCUCGUCGAUGUUGCUAUUCUAGUUUCUUACAAGCGACACCUCAACUCAUGGAACCGAUCUCUAUGGUUGAAAUUCAAACUCCAAUGGAAUGUUCAGAAAUUAUCACAAAGAUUUUGGAACGAAGAAGAGGACAAGUGCUCGAAAACAAUGCAAAACCAGGAACUCCAUUCUUCAUUCUAAAAUCAUUUGUACCUAGUAUUGACUCAUUUGGUUUGGAAACUGAUUUGAGAAUGGCAACUAAAGGAAGAGCAUUCUGUCUUUCCAAGUUUGACCAUUGGGAUAUUGUUCCUGGCGAUCCAUUAGAUACAUCCAUUGUGAUCACUCCUCUUGAGCCAAGCCCACUUUAUGCGUUGGCACGUGAGUUUCUCCUCAAGACUCGUAGAAGAAAGGGACUUAGUGAUCAGAUCAGCAAGUACUCUGAAGCUGAAUAA
Messenger RNA from Naegleria fowleri, 3000 nucleotides. RefSeq lists its product as uncharacterized. The coding region runs from base 1 to 3000 and encodes 999 amino acids. Gene Ontology annotation, molecular function: GTPase activity; translation elongation factor activity; U5 snRNA binding. Lineage: Eukaryota; Heterolobosea; Eutetramitea; Acrasida; Naegleriidae. The record is from RefSeq and is a predicted model, not a curated record. Gene Ontology annotation, biological process: mRNA splicing, via spliceosome. Gene Ontology annotation, cellular component: U4/U6 x U5 tri-snRNP complex; U2-type catalytic step 2 spliceosome; cytosol. The transcript has a single exon.